AUGCGUGGCAUGGCCAUCCGCCAGCCGCUGCUGUCGUUCGCGGCGGCCUCCGCGGCCCACCUGCCGCUAGCGAUGGUCAACGUCGAUUUCGCCAGCCCCAGCCUGGUGCUCGGCACGGCGCUGAUCGGCUGCGGCAUCGCGCUGCUGCAGACGCGCAACCUGCAGCGGCGCGUGUCGCGCGACGCCGACAUCGUGGUGGCGGCCAUGGUGUCGAUUGUGGGCAGCACGCUGAUAUUUCAAGGCUGGCGCCUCGACCCGCUGCUGCUGCUUUGCCAGGCGCUCACCACGUCUGUCGCGGUGUGGUACGGCCUCGAGGCGUUCAAGCUGAGGGCGCAGGUGCAGGAUGAGGAGGAGGACCAGCCGCUCCUGCCGCCGCCGGCCGACCAGUAUUACUCCCAGCAGCAGCAGCAGCAGCAGCAGCCCCAGGACUUCCGCGCCGGCGGCGCGGGCUACCUGCCGCCCGGCGCGGACCGAGUGCCGCCGCCCUGGCAGCAGCAGCAGCAGCAGGCGGCGGCCCCGCCGCAGUGGGGCGGUCGGUACGUGGAGGAGACUAUUGCAUAUGACUAUUACGGCAACCCCAUUCCACAGCAGCAACCGAUGGGGGUGGCCGCCCCGAUGGUGGAUGGCGGCGGGUAUGGCCCAGGCCCAAGCGGCGGCGCGGGCGGGCUCGAUUUGGACGGCGACUACGCAUCUAUCGCCGCAGGCGCCGCCGCUGCGGGUGCCGCGGCGGCGGCCGCGGGUGUGGGGCCGAGCGGGCGGGGAUACUAUGGCGGCGGUGCGGCUCCGCCGGCGCAGCUGUACGGGCCGGAUGUGCCCUAUUAUGGAGAGUUUGGCAGCGGCGGCGCACCCGACCCGUACGGGCCUUCGGCAGCAGGCGGGCCUGCCCUCCCGGGGCCCGACGUGCAGGGCGCGGGCGGCGGCUACGGGCCUGGGCAGCAGCAGGGGCAGGCGCAGCAGCAACAGCAGGGGCAGCAGGAUUAUGGAGGACCGCAGUGGCGGCCAGCGCGUCGGGGGCCCGGAGAGUACGACGCCGUGGAUGACUGGCAGUAG
Messenger RNA from Monoraphidium neglectum, 1050 nucleotides. RefSeq lists its product as uncharacterized. The transcript has 4 exons. The coding region runs from base 1 to 1050 and encodes 349 amino acids. Lineage: Eukaryota; Viridiplantae; Chlorophyta; Chlorophyceae; Sphaeropleales; Selenastraceae. The record is from RefSeq and is a predicted model, not a curated record.